Malassezia vespertilionis is the source of this 2727-nucleotide messenger RNA. RefSeq lists its product as uncharacterized. The record is from RefSeq and is a predicted model, not a curated record. Gene Ontology annotation, molecular function: RNA binding. The coding region runs from base 1 to 2727 and encodes 908 amino acids. Lineage: Eukaryota; Fungi; Basidiomycota; Malasseziomycetes; Malasseziales; Malasseziaceae. The transcript has a single exon.
AUGUCUGAAAACACAGACGAGCUAUGGGGGGGCACAGGCGUAUGGCCAGGCAGGCCGCUGCCGCAUGCGAGGCCGACAGCCACGCACGAUUCGGUGGCGGCGCUUGGCGCCGCAGCCUCGAGUGCCGAGCGCCGCGGCGCUUCUAUCACGCCUAUGCACCGACACCACCAUACACCCACGGCGAGUUUGUCGUCCCUUGCUCCGGUGCAGAGAACAACCCCACCUUUGUUCUCCAAGUACGAUCCCACCGGCCUCGACGCGGGCGUGCGUGGGCGUGGGCGUGCAGGCACGAUGCCCUCGCGCUGGGGCUCGACGGGCACGAAUACACACGAAAAUGCAGGCACUGGCAGCCCCAUGUUUGACUCCAUGCACGAAUUUGCUCCUUUCUCGCCCACGGACGACCAAGUGCCGGGCGUGCUCAAAACGCUCGACUAUCUUGGCUUGAGCGACGGGCCUGCUGAAGCGACACAGCGCACGCAGCGCGAUCGGGCACAUACCGAUGCGGCACGGAUUCCGCCGCAUGGCCUCCGCUCUUCUCCAGCGCCCGGCGGUCCCGUGGCGUCGCCGCUUGCGACGCCGGCGAACGGAGGCGUGCAGCAUCACGGCACGCGUGCCUCCGCCGCUUUGCAGCACAGACUCUCGCACCUGCCGAGCGCUUACGACGUGGUUGACGCGGGGAGUGCCGACAAGCCUCGUGCGACGAGCACGGACCGGCACGAUCCGCCCGUAGAUGAACCGCCGUUGGCGCGCGCGCCGGGCUCUGGCCGCCAUCGUGCGGACACGGUUGCCGCUUUGAGCGGUCCCGAUGGGCGCAUGCGCACCGAGCUCGAGCUGCAGCGCACGGCGCACGGCGCACACGAAAACGUUUUGCGCGCGCGCAGUGCGUCGCUGCAGAGCGACCCAGCGACGCGUCUGCGGGCAGCCCAGCGCGGCGGCGAUAUGGACUGCAGCGUGCUUGUGACGGGCCUGAGUCCCCACGCAUCUACGCGCGUCUUGUGGCGCAUAUUCGAGCCGUACGGAAUUAUUGGGGAUAUCCGCCUUUUUCCUUCGCGCGGCGCCGCCGUCGUGCAGUUUCAGGAAAAAGCACAUGCCCAGCACGUUGCUGAUGCUGGCAAUGCGUAUCUCGGCAAGUACAUAAUCGACUUGAUUCCCGAUCAAAACGUCGCGCCGGUAUUUACCUGGACAGGGGCCGAUUGGGAGCCUGGCGAAAGCGAGCAGCACCCAGGCGCAUACAGCCACACGGACACGUUUGACGCGCAGACUGCUCCGCGCGCGCCGAUGCAUGCUUCGCGCCAUGGCGGCAGCGGCAGCCUCGUGCCGAACAGCAGCAAAGGGGGCAUUCCGCUCCCCAAGGCGCACACCGCCACGCUGGACCGCGCGCAAGAAGAAGCGCUCUGCGCGCAGCUCCACUUUAGCCACGGCCCCGAUCCGAAGCUCACGGGUUUCAUGCCUGCUGAAGCGCAUACCUACCACACCAACAUUCCCCGUGUUGUAGAGCAAGGCCGAUCGAACCGCCGCGUGGACAAUGCGCGCUUCCGCGAUCUGCGGCGCACCAUCGAGAACACUCAAACGAGCGAAGCGCAGAUGGACACGAUUGCGCUCGAGUGCCUGGACGUGAUUGUGGAGCUUGCGAGCAACUACAUCGGCAAUACCAUUGUCCAGCGCUUCUUUGACCAGUGCUCGGAGACUGUCAAGACACGCCUCCUUGAGCGCCUCGCGCCGCACCUUGCCACCAUCGGCAUACACAAAAACGGGACGUGGGCGGCGCAGAAGAUUAUCGACCGUGCAAACACUACGGAGCAGCAGGCACUGAUUACGCGCUACCUACAGCCCUAUGUCCCAGCACUGCUCUUGGACCAGUAUGGCAAUUAUGUCGUGCAGUGCGUGCUGCCGUUUGGAUUUCCCAGCGCCACCUUUAUCCUUGAUGCCAUGGUCGAGCGCUGCUGGGAGAUUGCACAGGGGCGAUUCGGCGCGCGGAGCAUGCGCACCGUGCUGGAAAACCCAGACGUACCGCGCGAGCAUAUCAAGUGCAUUGCGCUUGCCAUUGUACUGCACUGCGUUCCCCUCGCCACCAAUGCCAAUGGCUCGCUCCUGCUUACUUGGCUCCUCGACGCCUCCGGACUUGACGGCGUCGUUGGCCUCAUUGCGCCGCAGCUGGUGCCGCACAUCACCCAGGUUUGUACUCACAAGCUCGCCUCCGCCACGGUGCUCCGUAUCGUGGGCCAGUCUGCGGAUCCACACGCUGCAAGGCUGCUCCUCGGUGCCAUCUUCGACCUGCCUGCAGCCGAGGUGCUGGAAAAGAUUGUGCUGGACUCGGUCCACGGCGCCCAGCUCGUCGCCAAGGCGCUGCAGAGCCCAAUGAUGCGCCCAGACAUGCGCGCGCCCUGCGCCGACGCCGUCGCUGCGAUUCUCGAGCGCCACGAGCUGAGCGCGGCACCCGCGUAUUGCAGGCUUGCUGAGCAGGUUGGCACCGUGCCCGAGUCUAGUGCGGAAGCGCGUCAUGCUGAUACACACACUGCCGUGCGCGCGGCUCCAAACGGCGCCCCUGCUGUGUCUAUACCACAACCCUACGACCAUGCUUACCACCAUGACGUCGGAAUGCCGGCGUCCCGCUACAACGAAAUUAUGUACCAGCCAGCUGGGCUCCACGUUUACCCCACGCCUGCACCGUACGCCGUGCCUCUUGACACGCUGGGCUACGGCCACAAGCCUCCCGCGUGGCAGUAG